AUGGCCCUGCGAUCCGAUUCUGUGCUGCUGCCGCUGCUGAGCCUGCUUCUGCUCCUUGGGGCGCAGCUGGCGGUGGCCGCCUCGACCAAGCUGAUUUCCAAGCUGAGCUGGGAGCCCCGCAGCAUGAUGAGUCCGUGCGGGCUCGACGAGUACCCCUCUGCCAGCAACUGCUGCCGGCGCUGCCCUGCGGGCCAGUAUGUCCGUGAGCCCUGCAGCAGCACCCACACCCAGAGCGAGUGUGCGAUGUGUGAUGAAGGGACGUUCACGGCCUUCCCCAACGGCCUGCGGUCCUGCUUGCUGUGUUCUUCCUGCUCCGAGGACCAGGAAGUGGUGGCGGAGUGCACUCCCACCAGCAACCGCAAGUGCCAGUGCCAGACGGGCCGCUACCGCCACCCCGACUCCAAUGAGUUCUGCGCACCGUGCAGCUCGUGUCCCAAAGGGAAGGUCGUCCUGCGGACGUGCAAUGCCACAGCAGACACCGUGUGCGGCCUGCCCGGUCCAGGUGACCGUGACGGACAAGAAAGUGUGAGGCCGGAAGGCUCGGCACCCUUCAGGUCAUUGCACGAGAACCCGGGUGCGGACUCUCCGGGCCCCCGGAACCGAGACGUCAGCUUGGAUGUGCCCUGUGAGACCCCGAUGCUCCCCCGGACCCCAGAGAGCCCAGCGGGUGUGCAGGGCCCGCAGCCUGCGGCAGGGGAAGGGCUGGGCCCCACCCCGCCACCACCGCCUGCCCGUCUGAACCAGGCCGACCGCAGUGUCUGA
This is a messenger RNA of Molossus molossus (Pallas's mastiff bat), 762 nucleotides long. Its product is annotated as tumor necrosis factor receptor superfamily member 22-like. The transcript has 7 exons. Bases 1 to 762 code for a protein of 253 amino acids. Lineage: Eukaryota; Metazoa; Chordata; Mammalia; Chiroptera; Molossidae. Gene Ontology annotation, biological process: positive regulation of apoptotic process; TRAIL-activated apoptotic signaling pathway. Gene Ontology annotation, molecular function: protein binding. Gene Ontology annotation, cellular component: cell surface; plasma membrane. The record is from RefSeq and is a predicted model, not a curated record.